AUAGGAGCCAAAAACCGUGGCGAGCGGUAGUCAUAGUCUAGAGAAUUAUUUAGGGUGGUGUUUCUUUGUCAUAAGCAUUACAAUUUUGUCAUGAUUCACAUGAGUCGUCUUUCGUCGUGAUUUUGUGAUCAUUAGACUGUCCGAACCUACCCAACGUAAAGUACCAUCAAGCAUCGCGAAACGAGUACCCAAGAAGAGUACCCGUGAACCGCUAUGUCAACACGUCGUUCGAAAUCGAAACAUCGCGAAAUGUAGGACUUAAUCUACGUUCGCGGCAAGCAGAUGCCUCAAUACGCAUACAGACGGGAACGGAGCAGUACAUUUUGAACGGCAGCACCUGCGAUUUUGAACCGCAUACAAGGGAAUACGAAAACCAAACGAUUGGACCUCCGCAAGAGGUCGAACGACUGUUGCCUCCUCCAGAGGCAAGAACGGACUCGGAAACAUUUGAGUUACAUGCUAAAGUAGCUAGAACAAGCACAACUUUUUUUCUAAACCAUUUGAGUUCCAUGCUAAAAAAGUAGCUGGAGGAAGCACAUCAACAUUUAAAACUACACCACGAGCGUAGCAGGGUCUGGAACACCAAGAAGAUUAGACACGAGCUUGUCUGUCACAACGAGACUUCGGCAUACGAGACUUCGGCAGCACAUCUUGUUCUUUUAAGGCUGUACCUAAAACAUCUUUGGACUCAUCCUUGAAACGUAUGGAGGAGUAUCCUAAGCGAAUACUCUCCCAUACUUUUCAAGGAUGCACUUGGAAGACGAAUUACGGACAGCUCUAAUUCUUCUCAAUACGAAUACUCACAUCUUCUCCGACACGAGCACAACCUUUUCUUCAUCGACAAAUCUUCGAAAAAAAAUGGCGCCAACACAAGAACGAGCAACGAAGCUGACAGUAUUGUCAAAUGUCCAGUCAGCGCCCAAGAUAUCCAUCAAGGGAAGAUGGAAAGAUCCGAAAGUACGAAAUAACGCACCAGGACCUGGAUCGUAUUAGAUUAUUAUACUCUUCAAGAACUUUGAAUUUGAUAGUUGUUGAAUGGUUCUGGUUUUUGGUAACCUGAAAGUGAUCACAAUGAUUCUCCUCUUGUUUUCCCUUAUGAUCAAAAAUAGACUACCAAAUACCAGAACAGUUGUACAGUUGUAGCGAAAAUUCUAUUGUGACGUUAUAAUAUUGACAUUGAGAACAAAAACUGAAAUACUAGUCCGCAAUCACCAAGUCCAAGGGGAGCAACAGGCCUCACCCUCUACUACAGAUACACACCGCAACCCGAAAAUUAAGGCUUCCCCUAAUCCAUCCCUGUAGACAUCCCCAUUUCGUCCGCACAUUGUUACUCCGAUACAAGGGACCCAUACUGACGCACAUACUCCGAUACAUCUUACAUAUGCGCCCCAAUACAAGGGACCCAUACUGACGCACAUACUCCGAUACAUCUUACAUAUGCUUUCGUCCCCAAUACAAGGGACCCAUACUGUGUUACUGACGCCCAUACUCCAAUUGAAGGAUUUCCACAGGGAUGAAUAGGGGAGAGCUCUAAGAAAAAGUGAAAACCGAAUCACACGGAGUAACAAUGUGCGGACGAAAUCUAAGGAUGCCACGCGAAUUAGCACCUGGUCCUGGCCAAUACUAUCAGGGAGGGGACAGCCGUAUCUACUUCUACACUUUCCUCGUAUUGUGUUUGAUCAUACAGGUUAAUUUUUAUAUCUUGUUCCAUUGCCGAAAACGAAAAGUUAGUUCUACCUUCUUUAACUUAGUUUCUGCCUAGUAACGGGAAGAAUUCGUCAGGGAAAUCUUAGGCAGACUGCCAAAUAGAUCCGCAUCGUCAUCAGCUUGGUUUCUGCCGUCAUAGUUCUUAUGCUUAUUCUUAUUCUGACUCAUGAUCAGUCGGAGCUUCUACCGGAAGAUAUAGCUUCCCGAGAACACAGAGGUUGAAAGGCCGCAUGCAUCAGCCGAGUCCAGGACCGGGUAGCUAUAAAGUCGGACCUUUAAACAAAGGCACGAGCGCAACAUUCUCGGAGAAAUUUGGUACUUCAUUUUAUCAGAAUGGGUAGUUAGCCUUAGCUUUUAGUCGGUACUCUUCAGUAAGUGUAAAUUGUAAAACGGGUAUCAUCGUGACAACUCACUUGUGAGUGUAAAACUGCUAUCAUCAUGAGGACCAUAUAUAAGAGGUGGGAGACUAAAUGAUUACUUGAAGUUGACCAAGUUCCUUGUACUACAAAAUCAUCUCCACUUCUGAAUCUCACUAAAACAGAAAGCGGAGCGUUUGGCGGUAGACUUUCGGGUCCAGGGCCAGGGCAUUACACCGCAGCAGUAGCAGAUCCAUUGCAAUAUGCAGGAGGCCCAAGAUUUGGGUUUGGUACGAGUACGAGACAAACUGGAACUGUGAAAAGUGGCAUAAUUCUGCCGGGACCGGGGCAGUAUUUUUUGUCUUUUAAGACGAUGAGGAUGAGCAUAAUUAGAUUAUUCAGUGAGGUAGCGCUUUUCAUUACCUGCGUUCUUCAUUCUUCUUAAAGCACUUUCAGAUCUCGUCUCUUGUACGUCGUGAUCUCUUUUCAUCCAGUUCUUCUUCUCAUCCACAACUUAUCAAAUCCAUCACCUCCCCAACCAGCUACGUGAAGAACGUCUCGUUUACAAGCAGUGCGCCUAAAUACAGUAUGAAGAGCAGGCCGCAAACAAAAUCCGACACCUUCACGCCUGGACCAGGAUCCUCGGUUGCGCUUGUUAGUAGUUUUGGUUGAGGACGAUAGGGGGUCCGUCAAGUUAUUCAUCUGGGAUUCAAAUUUUUAUUCAAAUUCACGUCGCACUCGAAGGGGGAAGAAUGUGUUCUCCAAAAACCACACAUAAUGAAUGAUGUCGAGGAUUGACGCUGUUGUGAUGAGGGCCACAGACAAGUACAGGUGGAGAAUGUUUUUGGAUGCAAAGACGAUGUCCUCGUGCACUAAAUGAACCUGAAGAACCGUCGCGGCCCUUGCUUGUCAUUAGAUCAUUUGGACAGAAUAAUAAUGAAGCAAAAUGAUCGUGAAGUAUGCCUUGCCCUUGUUUUCCACAGUCGCAUAUGGGAAAAAUCUAAAUCAUGCCUCCUGGUGUAAGCAUGAUGCCGAAG
This is a messenger RNA of Amoebophrya sp. A25, 3100 nucleotides long. The record is from the annotation of a GenBank genome assembly. Lineage: Eukaryota; Dinophyceae; Syndiniales; Amoebophryaceae.